AUGAAUUUAAAUUUAUUUAUCGAUUUGGAAAGGGGACCACGUUCAGCUUUGGUUCGAUGGCUCCAAAGGCGGCGUUUGAUAGCAGAUCCUCUUCGGUGUGCGCAAUGUAAUAUCACGAUGGAACUAACCGAGAGAAAUGACCACCAUGUGGACGGAUUUCUUUGGAGAUGUACUGGGUGUCGCAAAAAACGAAGCUUGCGAACGAACAGCUUUUUCGCUGAAUUCCCAAAGAUCCCUUUAGGAACUCUACUUCGCGUCAUGUUUUCCUUCGUGCACGAAGAGUCACAACGUAGAAUUGCGGAAACGCUAAACUUAAGGCGAAGUUUAGUUUCUCGCAUUUAUAGACGACUACAAGAUCUGUGCUCAGUGGAUCUAGCAAACAGAUCAUUCCUGCCGUUUGGAGGACCCGGAGCUAUUAUAAAGUGCGAUGAAAGCAAGUUCAAUCAUAAAGCCAAGUACAACAGGGGGAGGAGAGCAGCCAGUGACGCGUGGGUGUUUGGCAUCGUAACCACAGAGUAUAGUCCCGCGCGGGGUUACUUCAAGGUUGUCGAUAGAAGAAACGCGGCCACCCUUCUGCCCACCAUCAACAGAUGCGUCUUGCCUGGUAGGGAAAUCCAUACAGAUGACUGGGGGGCGUACAGACGACUUCUACAACUGCCAAAUGUCCGCAGACAUAGAGUUGUUGUACACGCCCACAAUUUCGUCGAUCCACGCACUGGACUGCACACACAGGAGGUGGAGUCUUGUUGGAAUCAGCUUAAACUUGGGCAAAAACAAAGAAAGGGGUUGAGAAGGAAAGAUCUACAAUCCUAUCUCGAUGAGAGAAUGUGGCGGCAGUGGCGAGGAGGAGAUCAUACUCAAAUCAUGGCAAACUUUAUCGCCAUUAUACCCCUCCAAUUCUCGACUAACCAGCCAGCUCUGUGACUUUGAACUUGCAUGUGAUAUUCCAUUAUCAAUGAAAUGGAAAAUGUUUUUUUUAAUGACAAUUGUGUUGAGAUAAAAUGGAGUUCAAAGAAAAUAAGCAUGUUAAUCAGUCUGAUUGUCGCAUAAAGGAUUACUAUUGUUACAAGAAGACAAAGUGGGAUUAUUUUUCAUUCUAAAAAUAUGUCGUUUUUGUUGAGCCCAACUCAAAGAAUGUGUUUUUUAAGUGUAUCGUUAAAAUCUUCUCACAUAGUAAUUACCAAGUCGCUUAUAGAGUGUGCAUUUUUAUAGUUGACUCAGGUUUAGCAGU
This is a messenger RNA of Orbicella faveolata, 1231 nucleotides long. RefSeq lists its product as uncharacterized. The record is from RefSeq and is a predicted model, not a curated record. Lineage: Eukaryota; Metazoa; Cnidaria; Anthozoa; Scleractinia; Merulinidae.